Molecule: messenger RNA, 17274 nt
Organism: Stegodyphus dumicola
Lineage: Eukaryota; Metazoa; Arthropoda; Arachnida; Araneae; Eresidae
Gene: unc-13
Product: protein unc13 homolog
Biological process (GO): synaptic transmission, glutamatergic; dense core granule priming; presynaptic dense core vesicle exocytosis
Cellular component (GO): plasma membrane; presynaptic active zone cytoplasmic component; terminal bouton
Molecular function (GO): calcium ion binding; phospholipid binding; diacylglycerol binding
Source: RefSeq, a predicted model, not a curated record
UACAGUUUAUUUUGUGAAUGUUACGGAAGAGCAGCUGAAAAAAGUCUGGUGCGUAUGUUUUUUGGAUUAAUUAAUUACACCAAAGUAUCGAUUAAUUAGUUCAAAGUAUUUAGAUUUUAGAUUAUAAAAAGAAAUGAAUGACAUAUAUAUUUACAAGGCAUCCUUUGAUGCCCUUUUUUGAAAUUUUUCCAUUAGUGAUUUACAAAAUUUUUCAGUACAUUGCGUAUAUUCUGGAAUAUUUCUACAAUAAAAAAAUAAUUGAUUCCGUAUGGAGGGGAAGUACUGAUCAUGAGGUCUACAAAUUCUCAUCUUCACAGUCGGUGACAUCGAUAUCUAAUAUCCAGACAGUGAUCGACAUGGAUCUUGUCCAGAACUCGAGAAAAAGCAUCUCGCCUUCCGAGUACUGCAAUGUCUAUAAUAGUAGGGUUGAACAGGCUGUUGAAGCGUUUAUGGAUAGGUUGGGGGGUAGACUAGGGGAGCUGGAAGUGGAGCUUCGGUAUGCAUGGAGAGCGGUGGAUUUGCUGUCCCAAGAGUACGUAAAAAUGUGGGAGAAAUUAGAACGGUUAGAAAUUUUGCUCUACGAGCAACAAAAUGUUAUCGCGCAAUUGCUUUCUGUUAUUAAAAACAGCGGGGAGGACCCUGAAGAGUAUCUUAAUACUAGAGGAGAUUCAGUGGCGAGUGAUUCCUCUCUUAAAGACAGAAUCCUCCUAAAGCAUCCUGAUUUAGGAUCCAACGUAGAUCUUUCUGAAAGUGACCUUUUGGGAGUAGGUGGAUUUAAUAACCAAGCGGAAGAAGGUAGCGAAAGCGAUCAAAGCAGCCUCAAGUGGGCGAAGAAAUACCCAGGUUUUCAUUAUGCAUCUAAAUAUGUAGACCCUUCCACUACUUCUGAAGCUUCUGAUUGGGAAGGUGCUAGCCAAGGCAGUCCCGCUUAUUUUCACUCCGAUCUCCUGCAGUAUCCCAGACGCGAAAUUUUCACUUCUUCAGACUACAAAAGUUAUCGUGGCACUUCACCUUGCAUAUCUGAGACAGAUAUGGCUGAAUUGGAUAGGCUUUCCGCCAAAUUACAGAAAGUAUCUGCUUCGGCUUCUGGCGUUACCUCUAGAGACGUUUACAAAACUCUUAGUCAUAUUCGAAAUAGUCCUUUGCGCAGGCGAGAUGUAAGUGCAAUGAAUGCUGACACAGAUAUUGCGUAUGAUCCCGAGAUCUUAUCGAGAAUGGACAGAAUGAAAUUUCCUACAUAUGAGGAAUUUGCUAAAACUGCAUGCUUAGAAGGAGAAAGCUCUUCGCUUGAUAUUCGAGCAAGCAAUGAGAGUUUACGAUACACACCUGAUUCAACUCUUAGUGCCAAAGAGAACGAUGAGAGGAUGACUUAUACAAAUAGAGGUGCCUCUUCUGCAUGGGCUGAUUCCAUGGGCGCUAGUCCUAAAAGAAAUUUAGGAAUGAUGUACAAUAAGUAUCCUUUAGAAUCUCAGACGAUUCCACCAGAAUCGACGACAGAUUCUCAGGACUAUAGUGCACAAAAUUACUUAGGGCACACUGUGGAGGAACGACAGAAAGGACAUGCAUUAACGCCAGUUACCGAAAUAAGCCCAGAAUACGCAGCUUCUGACACACCUAUAAACGGCGCUGGCUCAAGCCCGGCUCCUGUAGAAAAACUAGAUAGUGUUGCAGACGCCACCGUGUCUCCUUUAAGCCCUAGUGACAGGCCAAAAACUGUAAAAGCGGAAGUUCAUACGUCUGAUAAAAACAGGACUUUGGACACAGGUGAUGCAAUAUCUGCAGAUGAGCUAAAUGUUUUGAAAUCUCAAGGUGCUGGUUAUGAUGCUAAUGUUCUAGGGCAGUCGUAUAAUACUAACUCUUCUUACAAGGAAAAACCGCGGAGAAGUAAGGAACUCCCUCAAAUUCCAUAUCAGACAAAUAAGCUGAAAAAGGCAGACUUUUCAACGGGGCAGGAUGGAGCUUACCAGAAAGGAAGUAGUAAUACCUUACCGCCCCCGAAGUCCAGUCAUGUUCAGAAACAUAAUAAAAAAACAUCUCCAGCUCCCUGUCGACGAAAAUUACCCCAACCUUACAUUGAUAAAUCGGGAAACAUUACGUAUGACAGAUCGCAAGCCGUAAAGCCUGCCACAACCAUAGCCUAUACCCACGUGCUUUCUCAGCAAUGCAAAGUUCAAAUAUCAUCCAGUGACCUUCCUCAAAGUACGUCACAUCAAGUUUACAACUCAGAACAGUCUACUGUACCAAAACGAAGUAACUAUUUGUACGAAGCAGAAAAUGACGACAGCGUAGAAUAUGAUAAUAAAGAAAAAGGAAUUUCAGAAUUUUCUCCAGAGCAAAACGAGUCUUCUAAAUCUCGCAUGGUACCUGAAGACGGACAGCCUUAUGGUUAUGAAAAUGAUCCAAAGGUAUCUUGCUACGAGAAAUGCCCAAACUCUGAAAAUUCUGAACAUCAAAUUCUUUCAUUUGAAGAACUUCCGCGUACAGAUACUGAUGAUCAUUACCCUACUCAGUAUUAUUCGCAAUCAGAUCAAUCGUACGUAGCUGAAACAUAUGUAGAAUACCAACAUCCAGAAACCGACACGGGAUUUCCAGACCAGUCUUUUGAAAAUGAAACCGGUCAUUAUACUUGGGAUGAACAAACGCAAGAAAACUGGAGCCAUUCAGAUCAAAUGCUGUCUCAGUAUCCAUAUAGAGAUGAAAAUAUAUCUAACGUGCCAUCUUCCCAAUAUCAAAAUUAUUCUGAGCACCAAAGAGAUCUCUAUACUCCUACUGCUUAUACCAUCGCAUCUGCAAAUUAUGACACUCAGUGUUAUGAAAAUCAACAAGAAACUAGCUACAGUGAUUACAAAGAAAAGGAAUUGAAACCUUUAGAUAACGCACAAUAUCACGAGCCUGAUCGCGAGGCAGGAUAUACUGCUCAGAAUUAUGAAUAUUACGCUGAACCUGUGCAAGAGAACUAUUCAAAUUACCCUUGUGAAACAACCUCCCAACCAGAUACAGAACGCCCACCGCCUUAUUAUGCUAGUGAUAUAAGUUAUAGUGAAGAUAAAGAUAAUUCUGUUAAUUAUAAUGUCGAGGAGAGUAGAAAAAUUCCUCCUGAGAAACCUUUACGAGAACAUGAAAGAGUUGCAAAAGCCGAAAACUUAACAUAUUCAUCUCAACACAAAGGUUAUUCUCCACAAAAAUCAAAAUCCGAUCGCCGCCGUAGGCAAAGACAGUAUUCAGAUCCUGUAACUUCUGCAAAUGCUAUUCAAAGUCAAGCUCAGGUUAUUGUGUCAGGGCAUAUGACUCCAUCCACUAAACAACUGUCGACUUCAGCAACAUCUGUAGCUGAAGAUGCUACAUCUACUUCUAGUGGUGGCAUAUUCAGUGUAUUAUCUAACAAAGUAUCCAAAGGGUAUAAGAUGAUAAGUAUGCCUACCUUAUCAAAGAAAGAUUCUAAACCACCAUCAACCCAGACUAAUGCACCUAGUAGCAAGAGUGGAAGUAUGAGUAGUCUGUUUGGCCUUGACAGUUUUAAAAUGGGCUCUAAAUCUAAGUCUCGUUCAGAUAGUGUCAAAAGUGAAAGCGAGCUUUCUUUGUACGAUGAACCUCAAGCCGUAAUAGAUUACCAAGAAUCUUUGACUGAGCCAUCAAGUGAAUCGUAUCCAGCGCCAGAAGCUACAGGAGAUGAUCAUGAUGUAUUUUAUGGUGCACCGGAAUCUGAAUAUCAAGAUAAUAUCGAAAGUGAAUACCAUGACGGUGGAGAUUAUCAGGAAGAUACAGAUUACCAGGACGAAGAAUUUCAGGAUACAUCAGAAUUUCCAGAAGAAACUCUUGAUGACUAUCUACCUGAUCAUGAUGAAACAGAGACUAAAGAAGAAGUCCCCGCAAAAAGCGAAAGAACAAUGACAUUUGCUGAAGCAUCCAGAAAAGCAAAGCAGGAGCGCAAAAAAAGUAUGGCUGCUGAAGAAUUUGCUUCUUUAUUCCAGACCGUCUCCAAAGUACGGCAUCAUCCUCCUCAACCAAAGCAACCCGAAGACUCUGUAGAAUCCGCUGGGCUAACAUCUAGUAUGUCGAAUGAGUCUGCCUUUUUCUCUUGUGCCGAUAGCAGGCAAAGUUCAAUUGCCCAGUCAGAAUAUGGAAGCUUAGGUUCAGCGGAAUCUGUAGUGCCUUAUGAAAAAGAUACUACUGCAAAACAGGAUACUGAAUCUUUCGAUUCUUAUGUCGCGCAAAAAGGCCCUGACGAGGAUCGAGCAUCAGGCGAAGAUGGUGUGUCCCUUGCCGAAACGGUUGAGGGAUCUGUGGUUAGUGAAACCGCUGUAUCGGAAGAUACUGGUAUUCCUCCCAAAAAGGGAAAAAAAGUUCAGUUCGAAAGGAGUCCUUCUAUAGAAGAAUCUCAAGAAGAAGAAGCAUCUGGUGAUAAAUCAAAAAAAGCACCGCCUGGGAGUACCAAAAGCAAGUGGAUGAAAUUAGCGGAAACAGCAGUACGUGGCCGCGAAAUCAAUGAAUCAAGUGCAAGUGAAACUCUGGCAUAUGCUUCGGCAUUAGAAAGUGGAAAUGUGCGAGGAAGUUCUACAGAUGCAGUUCGUAGCUUAUGGACGAAGGAUGGCGGGCCAGGGGAUAAUCCAUUUUAUAGUAAUAUCGAUUCAAUGCCUGAUAUUCGACCCAGGCGUAAAUCUAUUCCUUUGGUCAGCGAGUUGGUGCUCAAGACCAUGGCAGCAACAAAACGAAACGCAGGUCUCACCUCAGCCGUUCCCAGGCAGUCCCUUAAUGAUGAGGAAUUGAAAACUCAUGUAUAUAAGAAAACGCUCCAAGCCCUCAUUUAUCCCAUUUCUAGUACAACUCCUCACAACUUCCAACCUUGGACUGCCACUUCGCCCACUUAUUGUUAUGAAUGCGAAGGCCUCCUGUGGGGCAUAGCUAGGCAGGGGGUGCGGUGCACAGAAUGUGGAGUCAAGUGCCAUGAGAAAUGCAAAGAUUUGCUCAAUGCCGAUUGCCUGCAACGUGCGGCGGAGAAGAGUUCGAAGCACGGAGCAGACGAUAAGGCAAACAACAUCAUCAUGGCCAUGAAAGAAAGAAUGAAAAUCAGGGAGAGAGACAAACCUGAGAUCUUUGAACUGAUCAGGGGCGUAUUUUCUGUCGAAAACACCAUCCACGCGGGGCACAUGAAGGCGGUGAAACAGAGCGUCCUGGACGGCACCUCCAAAUGGUCGGCCAAAAUUGCCAUCACGGUGAUCUGCGCUCAAGGGCUGAUCGCCAAGGACAAAAGUGGGACCAGCGACCCUUAUGUGACGGUGCAGGUCGGCAAGACAAAAAAACGUACACGCACAAUGCCUCAGGACCUCAAUCCUGUGUGGAACGAGAAGUUCUAUUUCGAGUGCCAUAAUUCUUCCGAUCGCAUCAAAGUACGCGUGUGGGAUGAAGAUAAUGACUUAAAGUCGAAACUGCGACAGAAGCUGACGCGAGAGUCUGAUGACUUUUUGGGUCAGACUAUUAUAGAAGUACGCACACUCAGUGGUGAGAUGGACGUCUGGUAUAACUUAGAAAAGCGAACGGACAAAUCUGCCGUGUCUGGCGCCAUUCGAUUGCAUAUCAGUGUUGAAAUCAAGGGUGAAGAAAAGGUGGCUCCCUAUCAUGUACAAUAUACAUGUCUACACGAGAAUCUUUUUCAUUAUUUAUGUGAACAAAUAGGAAGUGGUGAAGUGAAAUUACCUGAAGCAAAAGGGGAUGAUGCAUGGAAAGUAUAUUUCGAUCAACCUGCUCAAGAUAUUGUGGACGAAUUUGCUAUGAGAUACGGUAUUGAAUCUAUCUACCAAGCAAUGACACAUUUCCAUUGCCUGUCCACCAAGUACAUGUGCCAAGGAGUGCCCGCCGUUAUGAGCACACUCUUAGCCAAUAUCAAUGCCUACUAUGCACACACCGCUGCUUCUUCCGCCGUCUCCGCUAGUGAUAGAUUUGCUGCCUCUAACUUCGGGAAAGAGAAAUUCGUCAAACUUUUGGACCAAUUACAUAAUUCACUGAGGAUAGAUUUAUCCAUGUAUCGCAAUAAUUUCCCUGCAUCGAGUCCAGAGAAGCUUCAGGAUUUAAAAUCAACUGUAGAUCUUUUAACUAGUAUUACCUUCUUUAGGAUGAAGGUACAAGAAUUGUCAAGUCCACCUCGCGCCAGUACAGUAGUGAAAGAUUGUGUAAGAGCUUGCCUUCGAUCGACGUAUCAGUUCCUAUUCGAGAACUGCUACGAACUAUACGGUCGAGAGUUCCAAGUGGAACCCCAAGACAAGAACAGAGAGGGUGGAAACGAAGAUCAUGGACCAAGUCUGCACAACCUGGAUUUCUGGCACAAAUUGAUCGCGCUCAUGGUAUCUGUGAUAGAAGAAGAUAGAAACAGUUAUACUCCAGUUCUUAACCAAUUUCCUCAGGAGCUAAACUGUGGUCAGCUGAGUGCUGACACGAUGUGGAGUUUAUUUGCUGUAGAUAUGAAAUAUGCAUUAGAAGAGCACGAGCAGCACAGACUAUGUAAAAGUUCAGCGUACAUGAAUCUACACUUUAAAGUAAAAUGGUUUUAUAAUAAUUAUGUUAAAGACGUCCCUCUAUACAAAGAAGCAGUACCUGAAUACCCUGCAUGGUUUGAGCCAUUUGUGAUGCAGUGGCUCAAUGAAAAUGAUGAUGUCUCUCUAGAAUACCUCAACAGUGCCUUUUUGAGGGAUAAGAAGGACGGGUUUCUCCAAAGCUCAGAACAUUCUCUGUUCUCUAAUUCUGUAGUAGACGUAUUCACUCAAUUGACACAGUGCUUCGAUGUUAUUAGUAAACUAGAAUGUCCAGAUCCAGAACUUGUCAAAAGAUACAUGAAACGAUUUGCAAAGACGAUUGUUAAGGUGCUAACAGCUUAUGCUGAUAUAGUAAAGAAAGAAUUUCCAAACUUCAUCAGCCAGGAGAAAACCGCUUGUAUAUUGAUGAACAAUAUUCAACAACUGCGGGUUCAGUUGGAAAAAAUGUUCGAAUCUAUGGGCGGUGAGAAGCUUGAUGAAGAAGCUGCGAGUAUCCUCAACGAAUUACAACAGCAGCUGAACACUGUACUGGAUGACCUAAGCGUUGUCUUUGCAAAGAGUUUGGAAGGAACAAUAAGGGAAAGUAUGCAAGAACUGAGUGCAUUAUUAUCUGCCGUGAAAGGAACAGGCCAAGUUUCCAUGAAUCAAGUUUCUCAACGGAAUGAAGUCAUGGCUGAAGCUGAUCAUGUACUACAUCCACUCAUGGAUAUACUCGAUGGAAAGCUUUCCAUGUUCUAUCAAGUUUGCGAACGCACAGUACUUAAACGUUUGUUAAAGGAACUAUGGAAGAUUGUCAUAACUACUAUGGAAAAAAUUGUGGUUUUACCACCCAUAUCUGAGAAAAAUGUGAUACUACCUAACCUUCCCAAUGCCAAAAUAGAAGAUAUGGGUCGUCUUUUACGGAACCACGUCACUGCAACCACAAAAUUGCCUUCAGCCUUAGGAGUUAUGGUGGAGAAAAACUUGACGCCAAAACAGUGUGCCGUGCUGGACGUGGCCCUGGACACAAUUAAACAAUAUUUCCAUGCAAACGGCAAUGGCCUGAAGAAAGCCUUCCUUGACAAGAGUGCGGAAUUACAGUCCUUACGGUACGCCUUGUCCCUAUAUACACAGACUACAGAUACACUUAUCAAGACUUUCGUCACCACACAGACCAAGCAAGAUGCUCCGACUGCAGAGGAAGGUAGUGUGGGUGAAGUCUCUAUACAGGUUGAUUUAUUCACACAUCCUGGCACGGGAGAGCACAAGAUUACAGUCAAAGUGGUAGCAGCCAAUGAUCUAAAGUGGCCAAGCACCAGUAUGUUCCGCCCAUUUGUGGAAGUUAACCUUAUAGGUCCACACCUGAGUGAUAAACGAAGGAAACACGCUACAAAAUCCAAGAACAACAACUGGUCACCAAAAUACAACGAGACUUUUCACUUUAUUAUUGGGAAUGAAGAAGAGCCUUCCUCUUUUGAACUACAUAUCUGUGUUAAAGAUUACUGCUUCGCCCGCGAGGACCGUCUCGUCGGCGUGGCAGUGAUGCAGCUGCGGGACAUUAUCGAGCAAGGCAGCUGCGCUUGCUGGUUGCCACUCGGCCGCCGUGUUAACAUGGACGAGACGGGAUGGACCGUCCUGCGCAUCCUUUCCCAGCGCACCAACGACGAGGUAGCGAGAGAGUUCGUCAAGUUGAAGUCCGAAGUCCGAAACGACGAGAACAUUCCCGUUCAGUAAAUGCGGUCCAUUCUGAACUCACUGAAGAAGUAUCAUUCCUGAGGUCGACCCAGCCAGUUCGGAUGUGUGUAUCCAAAUUGCGUGGUACCGACCGGCUGGGUUGGGCAGAAGAAGCGCACGAAACCGUGCUCGGCGGGCGGCCUUGUUGUCGUGCGUCCAAACAAAAAUAAAAGCUGUUCUUCCGGCAUUUGCUCAUUUGACGAAACGUUAUUCCACUAUGAGAAUAAUUAACAUUUUUUCAUUCACCCCCACACAACACGAUGUUCUUCAAACAAAGUCUUCACUCUGGUGAAAAAAAAAAUGCUUUAAAUCUGUUGAUGUCUCUAAUGUCGAUGCAUCGAUUUUCUCUCUCUUUCAUCGGGAAAAUGCAAAAGCUGUGCUCCUCUGAGACAUUUCAUGUCCGUAGGUCUUGUUUCCAUCUCUGCGGCUUAAGCGGACAGAUAUGGCGAUCGGCUGCUUAUGCCUUGAAAGAGCCGUUAUCCUGAAACUACUAAUUUUAUUAUCCAAUGCCUUGGACGCAUGAUAUGCAUCAAUUUUCAUGCUUUAGCGGCAUCAGCAUGCUGAAUAUUCAGUAUCCUGACCGCAUGUUAUUUUCCAAAUUGAAAUGUCAUCUAAGUAUAUAGUUCAUUGUAAACUAUUUUUAAUAAAAUGUUUCACUUACCUUUCAGUUACAAUUCUAACUUUUUGUACUAUUAAUUCGUCCCAACUUCAGUUAACGUGUGAUAUAUAUGAUGUCUUAUUUGACAUUGAUGUGUAGCACAUUCUACGCCUUAAUGACAUGGAAAAGUCUCAUAUUGAAGUCUGCUUAAUAUUGCACUGCGGCAAAUUACUUUAAUUUCAAACGCGCAUUAUGUGUAAUUUAUGAUUCUAAUUUCUUAUUUUCCUAAUGUUAAGAUGAAUUUUUGUGGUAUUUAUAACAAUACAGUGCAUAUUUAUUAUUAAUAAUAACAAAUUAAUUUUAAUUAUGUUAUUAUAACCAUAUAUUACAUACUGACUGUGAAACUGCUUUAGAAAUCCCGAUAAUUCAUUUAUACUAAUACUGAGCUAUUCCCAAAAAACUCGAAGUUAAGUAAGUAAUUAUACAUUAAAGAUCAGGAAUCGUUAUAAACAGGCUCAUUAUUGUGUCAAAAAUAAUUAUAACUAUGUCAAUAACCUUUCAUUUAUAUAUAUUUAUAUUUCAAAGCACAUAUUCCAGACUGAUAAAAAAAUUGAAGAUAAGUUCUGUAAUGUUUCUAGACCGGAUUAAGUAAAUUUAUCAAUAGUUUUAUUCCGAAGUUAAAAGUUAAAAUUUUUUAUCAGUUGCAUUUUAUUUAAUUUCUUUUUUAACCCUUUUUGAUAGGAAUUUCAGGUAAUUAUUAUAUUUAAUUUGGCGAAAUUUCUAUGACUAUUCAAGAAAUUAAUUUUUUUAAUGAAAUUCAGCAAAUGAUUUUGAAUUUUUAAUCUGCUUAAAUUUAGCUUCGGAAUUUUUGAUCUGCUUAAAUUUAGCUUCGAAAUUUUUAAUCUGCUUAAAUUUAGCUUGCUUAAAUUGGAAAUCUGGCAGAAUUUGUAAAGUCAAAUCUUCAGGCUCCUACAAAUCCAGUUCUCAGUCGGUGCGUAGCCGUUUUAAAAAGUGGACGAUUGUAUUCAAAUAAAAGUUUUUAAAAGAAACCAACUUUUAUAUUAUUAAAUACUUAAAAAUAAGACCGAAACUUUUCAAUAUGAAAUAUUUCUUCACAUUUCAUACAAUUUUAAAAAGCCUAAGUGAAUAUAAUCCGUAAGAAUUAUCACUAAUUCUAAAUUAGAUUUUAAUUUCGUAAUUUUAAUUUUACAUUUCUCUUUGCUGCCUUGAUAUAAAGGCAUAUUUGAGAACUUAAUGUCAACGUCAUCAGUAAACUACGCACGUCUUUCUACCACUUUGUACAGCUGCGGAGGUGGAAUCGAGUCCUCAUCUUUAGUGAAAUUAGACUUUUUCGGAAUCUCUACUCUGGAAAUAGUGUUGCGUCUGUAAAAAAAAAAAAAAAAAAAAAAAAAAAAAAAAAAAAAUACAAUGAAGAUCCUAUUUCGGUGUAUGGCAAACUGUGUCUCAUAAUAAUAAUUGUUAUCUGUAAUUUUUCUUGAGCAUACAUUUUUUUACCUACAUAUAAAUAUAUACAUAUGUAAAUGUAAAUGCUAUGUCAAUGCAUUAUUGUAAUAUAAUUAAAUUACUAACUGGGAGAUAGAGUAAAAGUAGGCAAAAUACUUUAUUCACUCAAUGUACAUGUGAUGAUGAGCAGUCUUAAUUAAUUUUGAACAACUAUAUUAUUUUCAGAGCCGGAUUGAGACGUCGUGCAAAAUCAUUAAUUGGACUCAUGUGUUUAUUUAUGCUUAUAUCUCUAAAAUUAUUUUAUGCUCCUGCCUGCAGUGAAUUUUUACAUACAUGUAUAUGUACAUGCAUAUAUUUUUGUAAAUUUAAGUAAAUUUAAGAGUAUAAGCAAAGAUACUUCUUCAACGAAUAAUUCCAAAAUUACGUAAUUUUGAUGAUGUUUCUUAACAUACACGCAACUUCUUUAUCUUAAGUAUCGCCAUAUCAUGCAUAAGAUUUUGCUGCCUGAUACGCAUGCUGUUUUAAAAAAUGGCAUAAUCUAAUAUAUUUUGCAGUUUAAAUUUUAAACUUUUUCCAUAUUAAUUAUACUACAUAUGCCAUAUUCUAUGUGGCAGUAUAAUAAGAUAAUUUCAUAUCAUCUUUGCCAGCAUGUGGAAAAGCAUUUUAAUCGCUUAUAAAUGUUUGUUUUCAUGUGUGGUUGUUGUAUCGUGCAAUGACAGUUUAUUUUCAAUACUUUAAGAGGCGCUGAUUCAUGUGCCGUCUUUCCCCCCCCCCCCGCUUCUAUCGUCAGAUUUGUUGUAAGCAACUAAUAAUACAGGUUACAAUCGAAGUUUAAGGGAAUAAAAUAUAAAUCAACAUUGUAUCUCUAUUUUAAUCUAAUCAUUGUGUCAAAAAAUAAACUAAUAAUUUAAUAAUUUUUAACUAAACUAUUUAUUAGUAAUAAAUCAAUUAACACUUAAACAAAUAGUAGAAUUCUGUAGGCAAUUUUCAUUUAUUUUUAAAAAAUUAGUUUUGUAAUUAUUUUGUAAAUCAUUUGCAUUUCGACUGAAGAAUCAAGAAAGAGAACAUGUUUUUUUAGAUAAGACAUCUGAAUCCUUAUCAAUCUCUAGAAAAAUUAUUUUGUCCGGAAUGAAAAAACUUGUUUUAUUGUUUUCGAAAAUGUAUCUACUCUUAGGAAGUCUUCUGUGCGAAUGUAAAUGAUUCGGAAUGUUAAUCGUAAAGCAUAAUCAUUGCUUUUUGUUUUUCCUUUGUGUUUUCUUUAAAAAUCAUAAUCAAACAUUUUUCUUACUCUUAUACGAGAAGUAACCUUAUCAGAAUAGGCAACGUUUAUGAUAAUACAUAGUUGUGAAAAAAAUAUCGGGCAACUCUUUAUGUAAAAGGACUAUCUCUCCUGUGUCCGUAGUAUGAGUUCAAUUGUCGAAUUCAUCUGACAUUCUUCUUUUGGUCAAUCCUAAACAGCUACUAUGCACUAUUCAGCUUUGAAGAAACUCUGACACCGUAAAUGAAAAAGGUCGCUUGAACAGCUUAUUAUAUGAAAGAAUUUUCGGUCUGAUAAGGCCAUUUUGAACUCAGACACAAAUCUAAAAUGUAGGACACAAGAGUUUCUGUUAGAUGCACAAUUUAAACAAUUUAGCUUAAAAAUAUGAAUCAUUUUUAAUAAAAUAAUUAAUAAAUGUAACGAUAACAGUAACAAGAAAUUCUUUCGCUUCUUUUGCUUCUAUAAGUUCCUUUAAUUCUUCGCUUCUGAUAUUUGUUCAUUUCUAGCAGUGAAAUAUAAAUAUGUUUAAUUUCAAAAGUCUGAAAUUUCAGAUGCAAACCAAUUGAAACCAAAUGCAUUUCUUUGGGUGAAAAGAACAAAUUUAUUUGAGCAAAUUAAUUGCUGUUGAAAUUCUAUCCGUAUUUUAUACAUUAUGCAGGCAGAAUAAAAAAACAUUAAUUCAAAAAUAAUAAUAGAAUGGCGCAUUUGCAUGUUAACUCCUUUUAUUAAAUCAAAAUACAUAUUAUUUUUAAGUUCUUCUAUUAUAUAUAAUUUAUAAAUAUAAUACUUACAACAAACCAUAUAAAUUUAAUUUCAAUUUCAUAAAAAUUGAAUCGAAAGAUUACUGAUUACUGUCUUGCCCCUGGGGGACCUGUUGCCUUGCAUUAACUUUAAAUUCCUUUUAGAGCAGCAGAAAUCAUGAAUAGAUGGUGCGUAAAGCGCCCAGAAAUGGACCCCUAUCAGUUGAGUAUUUUAUAAGAACUAUACUUGAAAGCUUUAUAAAUAAAAUCUGCUAGCAGACAUCUUAAUCUCUUCUUACCUAUAAGCAAUCAUAUUCGCUUUUCGAAUUCUUUGAAGUUGCCAUUCAUUGAGGAUUAAAUCAUUAAGUCUUUCAAAUUUUCACUGUCACCAAAUGUGAGUAACUUAAUUAAAUUCUAAGAACGCCUUUGACACUCUUUUUUUAUAAUCCGGCUCUGAAAAGAAAAAAGAAAAUUCCUUGAGACUGUAAGCAUGAUGUGAAUUUCAGAUUUAUAUUUUUUAUAUUGCAUCAUUGUGACGGUAGGGGCUUUAGAAGCAGCGAGACUGGUUUAAGUGCUUCUCUCGUUUAAGUGACUCUUAAUAGUUCUGUGUGCUACUGUGUUUUUUCACUUUUACUGCCACUACCACACUCUUGUCACCAGCACAAGAUCUACUACAAACUCAUGCAAGCCCUUUCACAAUAUUACAAAACUACUGUGCCAAUAACCAAUAUAAAAGUGCAUGAGAACUGCAAAUUCCUUUCCAUGUGGGUGAACAUACUCCAAAAUAACAAUAAAAGUCAUAAAAUUGGGAAUGUGAUAUUUCUAUUUGAAUAUCUAAUGAGUUGUACUUUGUAAUUACAUGGUCUUCAAUUUUUAUUAAUUUCCUUGAUGCUGCAUUUGUUUUUAACCCUUUGAAUCUAAACAUUUUUCCAGCAUGAUAAAUUUUCGAUAAUAAAUAACUAUAAUCAAGAUAAAUUUUUAAUUAUUGUUAAAAAUUUAUUUUUAAGCAAUUCGUAUAAAAUAAAUUAUUUGUGAAUAUUUAUUACUGGGAAGUAAUUAAUGAUACAGAGAUAAAAAUAACUUCAGUACAAGGAUAUUUUUAUUAUUUAAACGUCAUCCUUUAUAAAAGCCUUGAAAAUUGUCACCUCCAUAAUAUAUUUUGCAUUUGUAUUAAAAUUUCUCUCCACUUCUUUGUUACCGAGCAUGACUCAUUAAAAUUUAAAUAAAUCAAUUCGCUUCAUCUUUCUAAUAAGAAUUCAAUCUAUCCCUACUGUUUUCUUUUUUGAAUAUCUCAAAUAAUUUUAUCAAUUCUGCGUUUCAAAAAUUUGUUAAAUAAUAGAUAAUAAAAGAAUAUAAAUUCUCUUUGAAGAAUUGUCCCCAUUUAAUUGUAAUUCAUUUAUUGUCAGUGAAAUUCAUUAGUAUCAUAAAGACUCUUUGAGGUACAGAAAUCAUGCUAUUACAGUUCAAGGGAUUAAAUACUACAGAUGCAGCAAAACGUGUUUUAUAUUGUCAAGUUGUUCAUAAUCUGGAACUAAAAUUCAUUUUAAUGCUCUUAUAUAUAUGUACAUGUCUAUGCAUAUGUGGCACAAAAUUUUUUUCUAAAUAAAGAAUUCGUUUUUAAACCUUUUUCUGCAUUUACCAAAGUAAAAGUCAGUGCAAAUGUUGUAUCCUUUUUUUCAUAAUAUUAUAACAUCGAAUAUGAAGUUUUUUAGAUGACACUUAUUUAGGUAAACAACUAUGCAAAAUAAUAUAAUAUCGAAGUUUUAAGAGCAAUGAAUUAAUUCAUUGUUUGAUUUCACUGAUAUUUACUUACACCAGUUUUAUGUAAUAUAAAAGAAAUUUUUUUAAUCGAAAUAAGCGAAUUAUAAGUUAAAAUGCAUUUCUUUGCGUAUCAAAUAGUUAUUAAUAAACGGAUAAAGAAUACAGUUUGUUUAUGACGAAUAUUUGGUUUAAUCUAUUUUGGUUUGCCUUUUUAUCGUGUUUAUUUUUCCACGGAACGUAAGUAAAUUAGACUCAUAUGUUUUAAGAAAUGAUUCAUUUUUGUAUGCCAUAUAUUUUAAAUGCUCAUUGGUAAAAUAAUUUCGAAUUUUCUUUUGAAAUCAUUAUUUCAUUAUGCGAUGAUGAUAUUCAUAGGUAAUUAAUAUUGCAAGUUUCAUAUUUAUCUAAAUUCAUAAUUGUAUUAUAUAUAAAUACAUAACGUCAGAAUUGAGAUUUAUUAUGAUUAGAAUUAUUCUAGUCAUUUUAAAUAUAUACCUUAAGCUAUGGAAAAUUUAUACUUUCAGUAUUUUAAAUACUGUGCUUUGUUUUUAAAUUAACUGUGAUUGCAUUGAAAUGAGAGAGAAGGUUUCAGAUUUAAUUAAAAUAGCAUUUUAAUGACUUUUUAUCAUUGUAUUUACCAUUUUUUAAUCCCAGAAAUUCUUGGGUUUAUCUUAAUAUUAAAAUUAUAUGCGAAGCGAAAUUUUUAUUAUUGCAGAGACCUUAUAGUUUAAAAUGCAGAAUGUAUAUAUUAACAGCAAAUGAAGAUAUUUACGUUAGUAUACUCUUUGGUGUUUAUUCAUUAAUGACAAAUAUUAUGACGUUACUGUCUUCCCACGGAAAUCGCAAUCAUGAGCACAAAUAUGCGUGCAGUAUUUAGAUUAGUAUAUUUAUUAAAAAGGGUUGACGGGUACGGUUGAGCUGAUGAAGAUCGCGCUUCCCGUGGUUGGGCAGUAAACAUCAGUUAUCAAAAUUUUGCAUGAUUCAGAUAUUAAAUAUUUUUUACUUAAUUUUGAAAGUUUAAUUAGUUUCCGUUCCCAAAGAAAUCUUAUUAAUUUGAAUUUUGAAUGCUUUUGAAGUAAACGAUUUUCAAGAAAUAAAUGUUUCAUUUAAUACUGAAACAUUACUUUGAAGAAAUUUUUCUUCUUAUUGAGAUACGUUUUUAUCACAUUACUAAUACCUUGCCUAUCAUUGAGCUUUAUGCUUUUGUUAAAGCAUAUGAAAAAAGAUGUUUACUUCUGUGUUAUUUCAGUGUUAUUUUUACUUACAUACCGACUUUAAUAUUUAGAGCCAAAUUAUAUUUGAUGACUUAAUAGCAUAUAUUGUUUCUCGUUUCGCGGAGCAUUUUUCUUUCGUUUAAUAUCACUGUUGAAAGUAAAAGGGGUUUUAUAAAGGAAAUGCCUAAAAUGUUACAUAUCAGAAACGUAUUCCCUUUAAAAUUUUCUAUUUAUAUGCUAUAAAUAUUUUUGCGCUCUCAUGCAACCCAGAAUAUUUCCUAAAUAUAUUUCACUAUCUUCAAAUCAAAGUUUAUGCAUGAACCAAAUGAAUUCUGUUCAUUUUGUACUCUUCUUUGAUGCUCAAGAUAUCCUUUCUGUCCCAAGGGAAAAAAAUGAAACAAAUAUUUACUUCAAUCUAUUGUAAAUAAUGCCUUGUACAGUUAUUGUGCGCUUUGUUAAAGCAGCUCGGAGAAAAUCAAAAUGCAUGAAUGUGCAAUACAUUUUUUCAAAAAAGUAUUAAUCAAAAUGUGUCAUUUAAUUCAAAAUUUUUGGACCAAAGUAUAUCAUGAUGAAUGAGAAAUAUAUCAGUUUAUAUGUUAUGGUACCUUUAAAAGUGUAAGGCAUUUGAAUAUGUGACGCGAAUUUGAUGAAGUAAGUCGGCAUUCAAUCUGCUGUUUUAUCCGAUAGAAAACAGUUGUUCAGAUAAUGAAUGCUAAAAUGAACUAAAGAGAAAUUGUAGUUUGUUUGCAAUUUGACAGGGGUGCGUAUAUAAGUAUUCUUUUAAAGUGAAAACGUAUUAUAUUGCAAUUAUGAAUCACGUUUCUUAGAAUGUAUUACGCAGAUAGUAUUAAGUCGAUCAGAAUAUUACAUAUUUGCUUCUGUUUACUUACGGCUGAACCUGUAAGUGGCCAUUUUUUUCUGAAAUUUGGCAAAUGAUUAAUUUUUAAGAAAAGUUUUAAUUAAACAAUGUAUUAUUUUAAAAUCAAAAUUCUUCAUCAGUUAAGAAAGAAUUAUGAUUUUGUUGUUGUUAUAUUUCUAUAAUUAAGUUUCAUUGUUCUAUUAAUAUUCAUUUUGUAAGAAAUUAUGUUUCUAUAAAUAUUGCAUUUAUAUUACAACUACUGGCAACUGGGUCCAAUUUGAACAUAGUUAUUAGUUUCUCUUCAUAGUUUAUAAUGGAUCUAAUUUAAUUGUUUUUGCUAUUGAUCAGUUGCUAAAUUUAGUAAAAAUAUAAUUUUGCAAUUAAAGUUUAUAAUUCUAUUAAAAUUAAGAUUUAUACUUACGGUUAUUAAUUUCCACAUAUUUUUCGAAAAACUUUUUAUGUUCACCUCUUCUGUCAAAUAAUAAACACAUAAAAUCGGGUUUUAACUGUUCGAAAAAUUUCAUUUAGGCAGGUAGAAUCCAUCCUAUUACUAAAUUGUAUAAUUUGUACAAUCAAAAUCGGAAGUGAAGUCAAAUUCAGAAAAUGAAACCAUUACAAUUCUGCCGUUGCUUUGUCCUGUGCAUUUUUUUUUUUUUUUUUUUAAGAUAAUACCUUUUUAUUUGUACUUACUUUUGUAAAUAUAUGUAUGUACUUAUUAUUCUUGUUAUAUCCAUUUCCUACGUAAGAGUUUUUUUAGUAAACAUUUUACGAGUUUUCUAUAUCUAAGAAACUUGAUUCUGAAUCAUAAUUUGAAAUAUGUGUUUUGUAUUAUAGUAAAACAGUAAUGAGAUGGAAUUGUGAGAGUGUCUGAAUUUUCAUCAUAUUCUUUAAAUUAAGAAAUUAACAGUAGUUCUUAUUAUGUUAUUAUUACUUUGCUUUUCUUAAAAGUAUUCAAAUGAAAGUAUUACUUUUUUUAAGAAAAAAGAUUCUAUGCUGCUGUGUUGGAAACUUUAAAGCAGUUACUGUGUGAUAAGAUGAACAAUUGUUGAAUUUUAAGGUGUUAAUUAAUUUGUAACUGUUUCACUGUAUUGUACAUAUAUAUACUUCUAUAAAUAAAUAUAUAAAAUAUAUAUCUAUACAUAA